Molecule: messenger RNA, 939 nt
Organism: Saccoglossus kowalevskii
Lineage: Eukaryota; Metazoa; Hemichordata; Enteropneusta; Harrimaniidae
Molecular function (GO): acyltransferase activity, transferring groups other than amino-acyl groups
Source: RefSeq, a predicted model, not a curated record
AUGUUGGUAGCACACCUAAUACGUUAUUCCUUGAGGAGGUUUACUUGGAAGACAUUCCUACCUAAAAGACAUUUAUGCAGCUCAGUGAGAGUGGCACCCAUGCCUCUCGCUGAGGUGAUGUCUAUACUUCCACAAGCUGCCAGAGAGGGCAGUAGUCCUACUCCAUAUGAAAGUCAGACUGUCAGCAUGUGUAAUGAUGGGGGACUUUUUGUCGCCGUUGGUAACACUGGGCAAGUUAUAGGAACAGUGUCAGCUAUGAAAUACAGUGAGAGUCUUGGACACAUUGGAUAUUAUUAUAUUGACCCAGAUUAUAGAGGCAAGGAGGUGGAGGAACAAUUGUGGCAAAAGGCUGUUGGGUAUUUAGGAAAUCAAUGCAACAUUGGAAUUGAUAUUAAACCAUCGCAAUUAGAAGAAUUAAAAAAGAAAGGUUUUACGGAAUCUUGGAGGAACUGUAGAUAUAAAGGUUUAGGGAGUUCCUUAUUGGCUGAGUUCAUAAAUACAGAGCACAUCAGACCAUUGACAAGACUGUCACUCAAUGAUAUGGUGGAAUACGAUUGUAAAGUAUCAACUGUGGAAAGAAGAUUGUUAAUACAGAGAUGGUCUAACACACCAAAACCAGGAGGGGCAUAUGCUGCAAUCAAAGAAGGACGUAUUUUAGGAUAUGGCGUAAUUAGACCAUGCAUUGAAGGUUUUUUAAUUGGUCCCUUGUAUGCAGAUAAUACAGCAUUAACCCAGGCAUUACUACUUACAUUAUUUGCAUUGGUACCAAAUGCUGAUAUCUACAUUGAUUCACCAAUAGACAACCCAUCAUUCAUUCACCUGUUAACCAAAGAUAUGCAAAUGGAGCCGGUAUUUGAAACUGUUCGUAUGUACAGCAAAGGAAACCCUGGAAUUCCUCUUCAGAAAAUGUUUGCCCUCAGCGGUAUUGAACUUGGUUGA